Messenger RNA from Opisthorchis viverrini, 1910 nucleotides. RefSeq lists its product as hypothetical. The coding region runs from base 1 to 1656 and encodes 551 amino acids. The record is from RefSeq and is a predicted model, not a curated record. The transcript is spliced from 9 exons. Lineage: Eukaryota; Metazoa; Platyhelminthes; Trematoda; Opisthorchiida; Opisthorchiidae.
AUGCCAAUUUUGGACAGAAAGCCGGACACAGAUGUGGAGGGGGCAGCAGAAAGAGAAGCCGAGUAUCAACAGCUUAAAGUAGCUCUUCAUGUGGCUCAAGUGGACCGUUCGCGUUAUGUAGAAGAAAUGCAUACAGCAAUGGUUAAAAUGAAACAAACAAUAGAAUGUUUGGAACAGGAAGGAGAGCAACUUUUGGAAAAACUCCGUGCAAUAGACAGCAAACCCAAUCAGAUUCGAGACCAGCGAAUGUGUGAGGACUUAGUGAAUUUGGCCGAAAACAAAGACUGGUUACAAGAACAAAUUGAGGCAGAAAAGGCAAAGCACAUGGAUCUGGAUGCAAAGAUUCGUAGUAUGGAGAAAAAAGUGAACGAAAUGAAGGUCAAACUUGGGGGCACGAUGGGUUCAGAUGACUCCGUUCGUCGUGUGCGAACCAAGCUGACCACGUUGGAGAACCGUCUGGUGCACUUGCUCAAGUCAUACAAUGAGGAGGUUGGGAAAAACAUGCAGUUAAGAAGUGAAAUUGACACACUGCGGAUGCAGAGGUCCAAAUUUGAUCAACUUUACCGAAAGUUGGAGCAAACCUUGUCCAAACAGAGAACGGUUAUUGGCCAAAUUAUUGAAGCAACAUCACAAGCUUACGAGCAACGUGAGGAUGCAGCCCAAAGAAUACAACAGCUAACGGAAAAGGCGGAAAAAGAUACACAACAACAUAACAAUGAAAUGAAAGAACUAGUUCGCUUGAUUGACCACGAUCGAAAACUAAAACAUUUCAUGAAAAUCAAGGCGACCGAGAGGCAAGAAGAUCCACAACUCACUGCAUGGAAGGCCAAACGCAUUCAAGAAGCUGAUGAACGCCGUGCCGAAGUCGACAGAUUAAUAGAUAAUUACGAGCAAGCUUUUGAUCGGAUGCUGGAAGUCAUGGAAGAAGCUAAUCCUGAGAACCUAGUUCAAGGCUUCCUAGAGAAAGAGGAUAGAAAUUUCGCGCUGUUCAACUAUGUGAAUGAAACAAACGCUGAAAUCGAAAGAUUAAACGAGGAGAACGAAAAUCUGGCCGCAGAAAUAGAUAAUUAUGAAGAGAAAAUGACGAAAGUAGUUGACGUGCAAAAGGAUGCAAUGAGUGAAUGGAAGUUGUUGAAUGAGACGGCUAGGGAACAACAGGAGAAUACCGAAGCACGGCUUUCGGCCGCCAACGAAACCAUUAAGACUGUGUGUGAUAUCGUUUCAGAAAUAAUCCAAAAACUGAAAUGUGACACCUUCUUUUUUCUGACAAGUACGAUGUUGACGCGCCGCUUGGCGUCAUCAGAAGGAAUCACCCAAAGCAACCUACUGGACUACCUGACACUGGUCGAACAACGAGUCAACCAGUUGCUUUUAAUUCGGCAGUUCAUUGCGGUCAAUGAUCCAGAAGCUCCGUUUGUCGCAAAAUCAAUUCUGAUUGGUAACAACCUUAACGCACCCCCGACUGACAACAUUCCGUCAAUUCACCCGCCCAGUCUCCGAGACGAUUUUGAUGAAGCCUCAGAGAUAUCAGUUCUCAAGCCGUACUCGCGGGAAGAACUCCAUCGGCGUGUUGUAACAACAGUCCGAAGAAAAGAGAAUGAAGCCAGAUCUACCCAAUCUAUGAGUAUCUCGCUUUCAAAGGGUCCCAAGAUCUAGACUGCAGGAUACCGUGGAACAUGCCUGGGUUUUCAAAGCACUACACGUCCCUAACAUUGACGAUACCGUAUGUUUUCUAGGGCGUGGCGAAAAACCGACAAUCUGAUUUGGUGGGGACAAAGUUUAUCUGGUAUCAAUUGCAACAAAGGAUCUCUAGUUUCCGUUGCAUCCAUCCAAUACAGCCUAAAAUUACGAUUAUUUAAAACAGUCUGACCACUCUUAGUGCGUCUUUCUAUUCAACGCAUACAUCUUGA